UUACAUUUACACACACAGAAUCGAUGCGUCUGUGAAAAAUUUCACGCAGUUUCUGGGUUUCAGUGUGUGUGUGUAUUUUUUUGUUAUAAGAAGUUCAAAACUGCUCCUCAAAAUCCCAUAAAUUUCACCGGAUUACACUUUCCUUGGAUAUAUUUGAAGAGCUUCUGCCAAAUACUAGAAUUUCCUGAGCCUUCACGUGUCACAUGGAUUCAAGGGAAAAUAUGAUUCCAGCAGUAGAAACAAUAUCACCCGAGGCUCCAUCAAGCUAUCAAUUGGCGCCAAGAAACGAUAAUUCCAAUCUGCUGAUUACACCACCUGGUUUUUCACCGGUGAGUGGUGGAAUCCCGAGUUCAUUGGUGAAGAAAAAGAGGGGUAGACCAAGGAAAUACGGUCCAGAUGGGGUGGUGGCUGGUGGCGGCGGCACAUUGUCACCACUUCCCAUCUCCGCCUCUGCUCCGCCUGAUUCCGGUGGUGGGUAUUCUGAUGUAAAAUUUGGUGAAGGGGAAGGAAGUGGCGGAGGCAGCUUUGUGGUUGAGAAGAAGAAGAAAGUGAAAAUGAAUUCUUCCGAGGGCAAGUUAAAGAAUAGUUACGGGAGUAUGGAUUUAGGCGACAGGAUUUCAUCUGGUGGGAGUUUUACCCCUCACAUGGUCACUGUUAAUCCGGGCGAGGAUGUUACCUCUAAAAUAAUUUCGUUCACAAAAGACGGGCCCCGGUCAAUAUGCAUUUUAUCGGCGGUUGGUGUCAUUUCACAUGUGACUUUGCGCCAUGCCGAUUCAUCUUCAUCUGGAGGCACCGUAACAUAUGAGGGAAGAUUUGAAAUACUUUCAUUAUCCGGAUCUUUCACAAGUGGAGAGAUUGAAGGGCAAGAAAGUAAAAUGAGCAUAGCUUUAUGUAGCCCUGACGGCCGUGUGGUUGGGGGUCAACUUGGAGGACUUCUCACAGCCGCUGGUCCUGUUCAGGUGGUGGUGGCAAGUUUUCUACCAAACAUAGGCAGUCCAAUUGACCCAAAACCAAAAAAACAAAAGACGAUUGUUGCCCCUACCCAACCUCAUGCUAUCAACAUGGAACAAGAGAAAAAGUCGAAUGAAAUUGAACAUGCACAUGAGGCGGGAGGAAAUACCAAUUCUACCCCUACCCCUACACGUAAUUUCCAAUUUGAGAACCACACAACAGGAGCAAGUGUGCAUGACUGGAGAAGAGCUGCUACAGACAUGAAUGUGUCGUUGAGUGAAGAUUAAAUUAAUGUGUUAAUCAUCUUCAUUUAUCUUAUCAACUGAAUUAAUUAGUUGCGAAUUUUAGGAAAUUUAAGACUUAACUAGGAAUCUUAAUCUUAUUCUUAUGAGAUCAUAGGAAAUAUGUUGUAACUUGUAAUGUUGUUUGUUUGUUUGUUUCCAAGUUUGUUAAUAGUCAAAGGGUCUUCUCACA
Messenger RNA from Lactuca sativa (garden lettuce), 1425 nucleotides. Its product is annotated as AT-hook motif nuclear-localized protein 1. The record is from RefSeq and is a predicted model, not a curated record. Gene Ontology annotation, molecular function: minor groove of adenine-thymine-rich DNA binding. NCBI's taxonomy places the organism in Eukaryota, Viridiplantae, Streptophyta, Magnoliopsida, Asterales, Asteraceae.